Molecule: messenger RNA, 1551 nt
Organism: Musa acuminata subsp. malaccensis (wild Malaysian banana)
Lineage: Eukaryota; Viridiplantae; Streptophyta; Magnoliopsida; Zingiberales; Musaceae
Product: deoxyhypusine synthase
Biological process (GO): peptidyl-hypusine biosynthetic process
Cellular component (GO): cytoplasm
Molecular function (GO): deoxyhypusine synthase activity
Source: RefSeq, a predicted model, not a curated record
GAUCGCCCUUCUCUUCUGCGCCGGCGCGGCGCCCGCAACGAAUCUUGCAGAGAGUAAGAAGGAUCCUCGCCUUUGUCACCAAACCCUUGGUUUCCAGGGAGGCGACAUGGAAGGCGGCGCCGCGGGAGGGCAGCGAGACCGGGAAACCCUGGACGCGGUGCGGUCGGUGGUGUUUAAGCCCUCCGUAUCCUUGGAGGAGAAGCGGUUCCCGAGGGUCCAGGGGUACGACUUCAACCGGGGUUGUGACCUCAUCGGCCUCCUCGAUUCCAUGUCCACUACCGGGUUCCAAGCUUCCAACCUCGGCGACGCCAUCGAUGUCAUCAAUCAGAUGAUUGACUGGAGGCUCUCCCAUGAUGCGCCCACGGAAGAUUGCAGCGAGGAAGAGCGCAAUCUGGCCUACAGGCAAUCGGUCACGUGCAAGAUCUUUCUGGGCUUCACUUCGAACCUUGUAUCUUCUGGCAUCAGGGAGAUAAUUCGGUUUCUUGUGCAGCACCGAAUGGUUGAAGUUUUAGUCACAACUGCUGGCGGCAUUGAAGAAGAUUUAAUCAAAUGCCUUGCUCCUACAUAUAAGGGUGACUUUUCUUUGCCUGGAUCGUAUCUGCGUUCAAAAGGAUUGAAUCGGAUAGGAAACCUUCUGGUCCCUAAUGACAAUUACUGCAAAUUCGAGGACUGGAUCAUGCCAAUUCUGGACCAGAUGUUACUUGAACAGACUACAGAGAAUGUAGUUUGGACUCCAUCAAAAGUGAUUGCGCGCCUUGGAAAAGAAAUAAAUGAUGAAAGUUCAUACCUGUACUGGGCAUACAAGAACAAUGUUUCUGUCUAUUGCCCGGCAUUGACUGAUGGAUCAUUGGGGGAUAUGUUGUACUGCCAUUCAGUGCGGAAUCCUGGUUUACUUAUUGAUAUUGUGCAAGACAUACGAGCAAUGAAUGGAGAAGCUAUACAUGUGGGUCUGAGAAAGACUGGGGUCAUAAUUCUUGGUGGGGGGCUCCCAAAGCACCAUAUAUGUAAUGCCAACAUGUUUCGGAAUGGUGCAGAUUAUGCUGUUUAUGUCAACACUGCACAGGAAUUUGAUGGAAGUGAUUCUGGAGCACAGCCUGAUGAGGCGAUUUCAUGGGGAAAGAUAAAGGGUUCUGCGAAGACUAUUAAAGUUCAUUGUGAUGCAACUAUUGCUUUUCCUCUAUUGGUAGCUGCAACAUUUGCAAGAAAGUUUCAGGAAAGAAACAACAAAUUAGCCUGAUGGGGGUGCAAAAGGUGAUCAUCUUAUUUGGAUUCAAAUACCCUAAUGUAAUCUGCUAACAUCUGCAGAUGCUGUAUUCUUGCAAACCAAAAUUUCAAAUACUAGAUAGCCGAGAGUCUACAGAGGGUCCUUUCAAACUCUAUUAAGUUACCCUUAUCAUUUUGCUCAUUAUGUCUGGCUGGCUGCUGUAGUUGUAUGUUCUGGCAGCCUCUUUCUUGACCGACCAGAGAUGAACAGCAUGAAAUUUUAUUAGCGGCAGGAGAAUGUAAGAGAGCUUUUUCAGGUAUAUAUAUGUAUCAAUUUUAUAUUCCGUA